Molecule: messenger RNA, 2651 nt
Organism: Rattus rattus (black rat)
Lineage: Eukaryota; Metazoa; Chordata; Mammalia; Rodentia; Muridae
Gene: Fchsd1
Product: FCH and double SH3 domains 1
Exons: 20
Coding region: 88-2160 (690 amino acids)
Biological process (GO): neuromuscular synaptic transmission; regulation of actin filament polymerization
Cellular component (GO): neuromuscular junction; recycling endosome
Molecular function (GO): protein binding
Source: RefSeq, a predicted model, not a curated record
GGCCCAACUCUGGGGCGGGGCCUCGUCGUGGGCGGGGCCUCCUCGAGUUCCGGAGUAGAGUGUCUGGCAGCCUUUGGUGGAAUCGCGAUGCAGCCGCCGCCCCGAAAAGUGAAGCCAGCCCAGGAGGUGAAACUUCGCUUUUUGGAGCAGCUGAGUAUCCUUCAGACCCGACAACAGAGGGAGGCGGAUCUACUGGAAGACAUCAGAUCCUACAGCAAGCAGAGGGCAGCCAUUGAACGGGAGUAUGGCCAGGCACUCCAGAAGCUGGCCGGGCCAUUCUUGAAGAGAGAAGGGCAGCGAAGUGGGGAGAUAGACAGCAGGGCUAGGACAGUGUUUGGUGCCUGGCGCUGCCUUCUGGAUGCCACUGUGGCUGGAGGCCAAACCCGACUUCAGGCGUCUGACCGAUAUCGUGACCUAGCAGGGGGUACCGGGAGGAGUGCCAAGGAGCAGGUGCUUAGAAAGGGGACAGAGAGCCUCCAGCAAGCACAGGCUGAGGUGCUACAGUCCGUCCGGGAGCUGAGCCGAAGCCGGAAGCUCUAUGGGCAGCGAGAGCGAGUGUGGGCCUUGGCACAGGAGAAGGCAGCCGAUGUCCAGGCCAGGCUGAACCGAAAUGACCAUGGGAUCUUCCACUCUCGGACCAGCCUCCAGAAACUGAGCACCAAGCUGUCCGCCCAGUCAGCCCAGUAUUCCCAGCAGCUGAGAGCAGCCCGCAACGAGUACCUGCUAAAUUUGGUGGCCACCAAUGCUCACCUUGCCCAUUACUACCAAGAGGAAUUGCCAGCACUGCUCAAGGUCCUGGUAAGUGAGCUGUCCGAGUACUUGAGGGACCCCCUGACUUUGUUGGGACACACCGAGCUGGAAGCCGCAGAGAUGAUCCUGGAGCAUGCCCGCCAUGGGGGGAAGGCAGCUUCUCAGGUAAACUGGGAACAAGAUGUGAAGCUGUUUCUUCAGGGGCCUGGAGUCUUUUCUCCAACUCCACCUCAGCAGUUCCAGCCAGCAGGGGCUGAUCAGGUGCGUGCCCUGGAACGGGGAGCGGGAGGCAUGGCUGAAGAGAGUGGCUUGGAGAGAGAGGUUCAGCGCUGGACAAGCAGGGCUGCCCGGGACUACAAGAUCCAGCAUCAUGGGCAUCGGGUCCUGCAGCGACUGGAGCUGAGGCGUCAGCAGGCUCCAGAGCGAGAAGCUCCAGGCGUAGAACAGCGGAUACAGGAAGUGAGGGAGAACAUCCGACGGGCACAGGUGAGCCAAGUGAAAGGGGCCGCCCGGCUGGCCCUGCUACAGGAGGCUGGCCUCGAUGUGCAGCGGUGGCUGAAGCCAGCCAUGACCCAAGCCCAGGAUGAAGUGGAACAGGAGCGACGACUUAGUGAAGCUCGACUGUCCCAGAGGGACCUCUCUCCCACAGCUGAGGAUGCUGAGCUUUCUGACUUCGACGAAUGUGAGGAGGCUGGGGAGCUCUUUGAGGAACCUGCCCCACCAGCCCUGGCCACCAGACCCCUGCCCUGCCCUGCCCAUGUCGUGUUUGGCUAUCAGGCAGGACGUGAGGAUGAGCUGACUAUCACAGAGGGUGAGUGGCUGGAGGUCAUAGAGGAAGGAGAUGCUGAUGAAUGGGUUAAGGCUCGGAACCAGCAUGGUGAAGCAGGCUUUGUUCCUGAACGAUAUCUCAACUUCCCGGAUCUCUCCCUUCCUGAGAGCAGCCACGGCAGCGACAAUCCCUCAGGAGCAGAGCCCACAGCAUUCUUGGCACGUGCUCUGUACAGCUACAUAGGACAGAGUGAAGAGGAGUUAAGUUUUCCUGAAGGGGCACUCAUCCGCCUGUUGCCCAGGGCUCAAGAUGGAGUGGACGAUGGCUUCUGGAGGGGAGAAUUUGGGGGGCAUGUUGGAGUCUUCCCAUCUCUCCUGGUAGAGGAACUGCUUGGCCCCCCGGGGCCACCUGAACUCUCUGACCCUGAACAGACGCUGCCAUCCCCUUCUCCUCCCAGCUUCUCCCCUCCUGCACCCACCUGUGCCUUGGACGGAUCCCCUGCACCUGCUCUGCCUUCCGACAAAGUCAUAGACUGCCCUGGACCCCUAGACAUGAUGGUGCCUCGACUCAGGCCGAUGCGUCCACCACCUCCCCCACCAGCCAAAGCCCCAGAUCCUGGUCAUCCCGAUCCUCUCACUUGAAGGCCAGGAGUCACUGCCCUUCGGUGAUGCUGCUGCCCCUGUCUCCAUGCUGACAGAAGCCACCCCCUCAAUGGUCUGGAGCGACAUAAGCAAAAGCUGCAGUCUUCCCCGAUGUCCAUUCUCACCUCCGGGGGUAGAAAUUUACCCUGUUCCCAUUUCUGGGAUUUGAACCCAUACCCUCCCCAUAUUGUUCUCCUGUCAUUUCUGGAAGUACCCCCUUUGACUUUGUGCUAUCACCCCAUAUCUAAGGUGGUAAAACACCACAAAAUCUUCGGGGCUGGAACCCAUCUCCCAAAGCCUUGCAUGGCUCUGGCUCAUCUCUGUCUUCACCCGGCCUCUGUGGUCAACCCCACCCUGAAUGUCAGGGUCAGUAGGCCUGGGGCCAGGAGAGGAGCAGACUUUGGAAGUCAGAAGGAGCUGAGCCAGGAUGCAAAGCAACUGUAAUGGUCUGAGCGGAUUUAUUGACAGUGAAUAAAGGGUAUGAAGUCCAA